This is a messenger RNA of Eriocheir sinensis (Chinese mitten crab), 1095 nucleotides long. RefSeq names its product rhodanese domain-containing protein CG4456-like. The annotation marks the transcript as partial. Gene Ontology annotation, molecular function: thiosulfate-cyanide sulfurtransferase activity. The record is from RefSeq and is a predicted model, not a curated record. Gene Ontology annotation, cellular component: mitochondrion. The transcript has 3 exons. NCBI's taxonomy places the organism in Eukaryota, Metazoa, Arthropoda, Malacostraca, Decapoda, Varunidae.
UCCCUGCUGGCCACCAGCCUGAGCUCGGUGGUGCUGAUCGAUGUGAGGAACAGGGACGAGGCGGAGAAGGUCGGCCAGAUCCCCGGCUCACACUGCCUGCCCUUGGGAGAGAUUGAGGAUGCCCUUCAGAUGGAGGGGGGCGCCUUCCGAGCCAAGUACGGGUUCGCCAAGCCCGCCAAGGAGCACAAGUUGGUGAUCCAGUGCACGAGGGGCAACUGGGCGAGGAAGGCAGCAAAGAUCAUGGCCGAUGCUGGCAUUGAAGCGAGGAUCUACCCCGGCUCUUUCCUGGACUGGAAGGCACAAGGAGGCGAGGUGGUGCCCGGCAAACCCUUCCAGCCCGUCAGCUAACAAGAGGACGGCGAGGACGCCAACGAAACACGUCCGAAGGAUCUUACGAUACAUUAACAUAUUUGAGAAAAAAUACAGAAGAAAUCAAAUUGAAAUGAGAACAGCAUAUGUCACACACACACACACACACACACACACACACACACACACACAUACACCAUUCGGAGUGAGGCAAAGCAAAACACGGAAACACUUUCUUUAUGCGUUUGAUGUAAGUAAAACUGAAUUAUCUAAGUUUACCACCACAAUAAUAUUUUUAGUAAACUUUGCUUGGUACAGAAAAUGCAAAUCUUUCAGGAUAAGCUUCAUUAUAUAUUUUAUCAAUGACUAGUGCGUAACUCACCUCUUGGUCUGCUGCGGGUCUCUCUCGAGACAUCCAGCCGUUCCCCUACGGAAGAGCACAGAGCUCAUAGUACCGAUCUUUGGGUAGGACUGAGACCACUCACACACAACACACCGCGACAACGAGGUCCCAACUCCUUGCCUGACGUCGCGUACCUACUCACUGCUAGGUGAAAAGGGGCUACACGUGAAAGAACAUAAACCCAACUUAUCUUCACCCGGCCGGGAAAUCGAACCCCGGUCCUUCUGGUUGUGAGGCAGACGCUCUAUCCACUGAGCUCCCUAAAGGGCAGUGACUCACAAACUUUUUUACAUUAUGGCCCUAUUGAUUUCUAGAAAAUCGUCACGCCCCCCUCCCUUAUUCACACACACACACACUCACACACACACACACACACACACACA